Molecule: messenger RNA, 648 nt
Organism: Rotaria sp. Silwood2
Lineage: Eukaryota; Metazoa; Rotifera; Eurotatoria; Philodinida; Philodinidae
Source: the annotation of a GenBank genome assembly
AUGAAAGAUCAUAGAGAUCCAUACAUAUGUGAAGCAGCUAAAUUUAUUAAACGUGCAUGGUUAGAACAAGCUUUGAAAUACUCUCACAUACCUGUAAUUGAUUGUGAAAUUAAACGUGCCAUGUUAGAUGCAUGGAAUCCAUCAAUGAUUGAAAUUGACUUACCAGUUCAGCAGUUCAUGUCUAAACGGGAACAAAGUAAUUAUCAUGAUGCUGUAAUUAGUUUAGAAAAUAUGUUAGAAAACGAAGUUUUGUCGUUACCGAUUAAUGAUAAUCAUAAUGGUGAAGAAAUAGCAAGAAUAAUUCGAAUUAUUUGUCAUAGUAUUUACAAUGCAAACUUAACGGUUGGUGUCAAUUUAUUACCAGCGAUACUUAUUCGGGAUAAGAUGAAAAGUUUUCUACAUACGGUUGCUAUGAUUUGUUCAAACGAUACCGAAAAACUGGUUUUAGUCUUACCGGCAUUACAACAUUUAUUAAACAGCGAAACAAUUUUAAGAUUACAAGAACACAGUACUUACUUCGACGACACUAUAAAAAGUUUAAUACAAAAAGUUCAACAAUUUCAAGAAACAAAAGAAAGUGGUGAAUUUGAUGAUAAUCUGUUGACCAGCACAUCUAUUAUCAUGUUGAACGAUUUAGCAACAAAAUGA